Trypanosoma conorhini is the source of this 2007-nucleotide messenger RNA. RefSeq lists its product as uncharacterized. The transcript has a single exon. The record is from RefSeq and is a predicted model, not a curated record. The coding region runs from base 1 to 2007 and encodes 668 amino acids. Gene Ontology annotation, molecular function: protein binding. NCBI's taxonomy places the organism in Eukaryota, Euglenozoa, Kinetoplastea, Trypanosomatida, Trypanosomatidae.
AUGGACGGCUGGUAUCAAUUUGGGUAUGAUGGCUUUCCAUCCGGCGAAGUUAGGCGGCGAUUUUAUCGUCAACGCGACGACCCGUGCGACAGUGAAGAGGAACAGGAGGUAUACAAUGGCAAUGACAGGCCUAUCUAUUAUUAUCCAAUGCAUGAGAGCGAGGAGGCCUCUUCCGUGGAGGACGAGCUGGAGGAGCUGCCCUUGCCACCGACGAUUCCCUUUCCCUUGCGCCUGGCGGCGUGGGAUAGUUACCCCGGACGUUGUGGCAGUACGCCUGUCGUAUUGAAGGCAGCUAGCGGGGCUGAAGCAAAGGGUGACGUCUACUUCUUUUUGCAUGGAGGCAUACUGGCGGCGACCGGGCGUGUCAUCAACACCUCCGAGGUGUUGCGCGUGGAAUCACGUGUGGAUCGCGUCGCAGGAAAUGAGGCUGUUUCUGUUGUGCCUUUAGAUACCUCGCUCGCGGAGGCCAUUUGCUCCACGGGCGAGGAUCCAUUUUCUGCUACUCCUACUUCUGAUACGACUGCCGCUACUACGAUGCUGGAGAUUGCUCCAGGCAGUGCGACAAACCCGCCUCGACGCUUUGGACACUGCGCCGUGGCGAUUCCAAAUUCUAGUGCGGUUGAUAUGCUCCUGCCCAAUUACCGUGCCAGCUGCGAGGUGCACCUAACGUUUAUUAUUGGGGGUGCUUUUGCUGAGCAUGUUCCAAAAACAUUGCACGAUGCGCGCAUCAGAGGCUCGGUGAUGUGUGAGCCGUGGUUAUGUGUGACAGUGCUGCGCGGGGGUGAGACUGCGCGUUCCUUGAAUGCCUCCAGUGCGCAUGCACCAGCGCCGCUGCCUUCUGUCGCCCAGUGGACGCUGCACCGUCCUCUCGCUGGGUUACCGCCAUUCAUUGCUACGCCGCGUGUGUUUGCCACCUUAACCCCGUGGCCUAUCUUAGAGAAAGAAGCCAACGUUAUCUCCUACGCGUAUUUGGGCGGUAGUGUGAAUGGGUGGGAUCCGGUACCGUUGUUUGGGCUCUGGCUCCUUCAUGUGGACACGCAGCAGUGGGUGUUUUCCACCAGUUUGCUGGAAACGUUUGGGGAGGAGCCGCCUUCCCGCUUUGGACACUCGGCGGUUAUUGUUCACUCCGAGGAGCUUUAUGUGUUUGGUGGCAUUGGAUUGCGGCGAGAGUACCUGUGCGAUCUAGUCGUGCUCAACUGCAGAACGCGGGUGUGGCGCGAGGUGUUUGUGCCCUCCGCCGUCGCGAUGCCUUCGCGUGCGUUUCACAGCUGUGUGCUGCUGCCGCCUCGCUCAACCUUAGUUAUCCUGGGCGGUGAGGCAGCUGGCCGCCACGAGGCAAGUGUGUGGAACUACAAUAUCGAUUGCGGCAAAUGGUGCCGAAUGACUUUCCCGCUGCUGGACCGCGCCAUGGCGUCGCUGCAGGCAAAGGGCAACGAUGCCACGACAAAUCAUGUGAUUGCUGCCGCCAAGCUGUUGUGCGAGCGGGAGCAAUCGGGCGUGGGAAGGCGAGGGGUGGCGAGCCGCACAGGUUUGUGGUGGAAGCGCGGUGAGGAUGCGCAGCACGAAAACCGGGACACAGGCGCGGGUGCGCCACGGCUCGAGUCACCCCAUUGGAAGGACAGUUGCACGGCGUCUUUCCCCGCCGUCGCCACCGAAGGAAGUACGCUUCCGCCGUGGAGCGCGUACUACGUUGCCGCCAUGCAUGGCUCUCUGUUGCAGGUGCUCUGCAUGCAGGGAGGCAUCCUCGUUCUGGGCGGCACAAAGUCGCCGGCCGUGACGCUCGUCAGUUGGAUUCCUGCGCGGAACUACUCGUUGAAGGAGAGCGCGGCACUCUGGAUCGGUCUGCACCGACCUCAUCUUUUCCCCGACGCAGGUGCGCCGCGGGGGCCGGCGAAGCUUCAAGGCUGUACGGCGCGCAACGGUGGCGUGAGUCUUGUGGAGCGCUCCCUCGCGGAGUACCAGCUGGAGCAAUGGCAGCAGCGUGCCCGUAAGCGGCUGCGGGAGUAG